AUUCCCAUUUCAAAGAUGGACCCAGAUAUUUCUGCAUUCGAUGACGACACUCCAAUGGAGGAAGAAAAGGAUUAUAGUAAUCAUGAUUUUGAAUUUCUGCAGCAACUAGAGUUACAUUCUGCUGCAGUAAAGUCAGUGGCUACUAAAAGUAUAUCAAAUAUAGAUUCUUCCGGAGAUAAGAGAGAACUUCUUUUGUCAGGAUCUUUCGAUAACUCUUGCAAACUCUACAUGCUGAUGGAAGAAACUGGAAAAUACGAGUUUAUACAAGAACUUAACCACCACGAUCAUUAUGUUUAUGAUGUUGCUUCUAAUUAUGGAGAGGGAUUCUUAACUGCAGGAAAAGACAAGAGGAUAUUCUUGAUCGAUAACAAUGGAAAUCCAGAGAAAAUGUUCGAGGGUCAUGAAAAUCUUGUGAACUCAGUUCUCCCAAUUGAUAACAAAAGGAUCGUGUCUGGAUCUUGGGACGGAACAGCUAAAGUUUGGGACAUUGAAACAACUAAUUGAUUGGCAACUCUUGAAGGACAUUUACAUGCAGUAUCUCUCUUUGUCUCUCCAGAUGGAAGAAUAAUUACUGGAUCUCAAGAUAACAAAAUCAAGAUUUGGAACAAUUCUUAUCAGCUUGAAAAAGAAUGGGAUGCACAUAAGGAUAUAGUUAGAAAAUUUGCAGACUAUAGCCCUGUUGGUUUUGUUUCAUGCUCGAAUGAUGGUUCAAUUAAGAUCUGGACUUACGAAGGUGAUCUUAUAGGGGAGCUCUCUGGACAUACAAGCUACGUAUUUAGUGUCAUUACGCUUCCUAAUAAUAUUAUUGUGUCUGGAUCUGAUGACAAGACCAUUAAAAUUUGGAAGGACAUGCAGUGUGUCCAAACUAUUGAAUGCCCAGAUACAAUUUGGGACCUUCAAGUUAAUUCCUUGGGAGAUAUAAUAAUUGCCUGUCAAGACUAUAAAAUAUACACUUUCACAAGAGAUCCAACAAGAGCAGCUAAGGGAAAAGAACUUUCUGAGUUUAGAGCUAAUGUUGAGACAUCAAAUAAAGCUGGUGAACUGAAUGUAGAAACUCUCCCAACAACAGAUCAAAUGGAUCAGCAUGCUGGAAAGAAAGAAGGGGAAAUCAAAGUUUUUAAGGAUAAUGGAAUUCCUAAAGCUUACGUAUGGAAAUCAUCAGAGAGGAAAUGGGAUCUUAUAGGUGAAGUUCAGUUGCCUACUGGGCCUCCCCCUCCUACAACUAAACAUUAUGAAGGAGAUAGGCUUUUUGAAGCAGGAGAGUAUGAUCAUGUUUUCGAUGUUGAAAUUGGAGAUGGAGUUAUGAGAAAGUUACCUUUUAAUAAUGGAGGAAACUCUGAUGAAGCAGCUAACAAAUUCUGAGUGAGAGAAGGAUUUGGAAAACAAAAUCUAGAACAAAUUACUCAAUUUAUCAAAACAAAUUCUGUUCCAUAUGCGACAAGGGAUACUACCGGAGUUUCUUCAGAACCAUCUGGAUCAUCUAAACCAAAGCCAAAGUCAUUACCAAUGCAGACUUAUCUCUUCUAUGAUGCAGUUAAAACUGAUAAACCUGCCGAAAAGAUUAGAGAAGUUAACACAGAACUUAAUACUGUUGAGGAAAAGAAUAUCAAAAACUUAGACAGAUUAAUAGAAGUUAUUUCUGACAAAGCCCACUAUCAUUCUUCUGAGCUAUUCAAAGGAGAAUGGGAUGUGUUUAAGAAGCUACUCUCUUGGCCAUACAAGCACAUUCUUCCUGUCCUUGACUUGUUUAGAAUGUUCUUGUGUCACUCUCAAGCUAGUGAAAUGUUUAAGGUGUAUGAACAUGGAUGUGAGCAUUUGACCAAAUUCCUUAGUAUUUUAGAAUUAAAGGAGGAGUCUAUGGCAAAUCACCUCAUGUCUCUUCGUUGCCUGGUGAAUAUGUUCAAGCAUCCUUCGUCCAUAUUUAUCAUGAUAAGUAAAUUUGAGAAAAUUAUUGAUAAUGUUGCUGAUUAUAUCUCUCAUGAGAAUAAAAAUGUGAGAAAUGCUGCUAUCACAGUAUUGCUGAACUAUUCUAUUGCUUUUCUCACAAGAAAAGAUGAUAAUCAGGGGAGAGUUCAAUCAAUUGCUUGCCUUAUAGAGGCUUUAGACCAAGAGAAAGAUGCUAACAACUACAUGAGAAUUCUAGCAACUGUUGGAAAUCUCUUAUUCGAAGAUGAAGAAGUUCAAAGCCUUGCUGGUGACCUUGGAUUAGGAGAAAAGUUGCCAUCAGUAGAAGCCUUUAAGGGAAAAGAUAUUUAUGAGAAGUCCGCAAAGUAUGCUGAAGACAUUAAGAUAAUGCUGGGAUAAACAUUUAAUUCUUGAAUCAGGCUCUA
Moneuplotes crassus is the source of this 2330-nucleotide messenger RNA. The record is from the annotation of a GenBank genome assembly. NCBI's taxonomy places the organism in Eukaryota, Ciliophora, Spirotrichea, Euplotida, Euplotidae.